Messenger RNA from Anas platyrhynchos (mallard), 12478 nucleotides. NCBI's taxonomy places the organism in Eukaryota, Metazoa, Chordata, Aves, Anseriformes, Anatidae. The record is from RefSeq and is a predicted model, not a curated record.
GCAUAAAAGUUGGGGACACUCGGCGUGACCGCGCGGCCCCUUGUCACCCCCUAUCCUUCCCCGUCCCCUCGGUGCGGGCGAAGCGAGAGCCGGCCGGGGGGGCUGCGGGGCCCGGGGGCGGGCGUAGCCCCCUCGGGAAGCGCCCUCGGGCUGCAGGCGCCGGGGGGAGCCCAAGUGAAAGCGCUCGGCGGGAGCCCCUCGGAUGCCCCCCGCCGCCGUGCGUGGCCCCAGGGCUGAUUUCACGGCCCGAAAUGUUCUGUUUUGGGGGAGAAAUAACACAGCCGCCAGCAAGUUCUUCCGACGCCUUUUGCAGCCUCCCCAGCUCGGCUCUGCCGUCGUGCGCUCCCACCUUUCUGACAGCCCCCCAGCUGCUCCCCUGCGCCUCGGGGGCUCGGUGAGGCCUCGGAAGCCCCGGCCGCGGCUCCCCGCCCCGCAGCCCGACCCUCCGGAGCCCCCGGGCCCUGCGGGGCAGCCGGCCGGGGCUGACGAGGCCGAGCGGCAGCGGGCGAACCCCCCCCGGGCCGAGGGAGCCGGAGUCGAAGGGGGGCAGCGGCUCCGCAGCGGCCAGAGCCCGGCCCGUCGGGGCGCCUGUGCGCACCCACCGGCCGUGUGCGGAGUUUUUCGGGUGAGCCCCGUUUCGGAAGCCCGGUGCCCGCCUACCUGUGCGAGCCUCUCCGCAGCCGUGCAGAAGCCGUGGGAAGCGGGCGGCCCCCGCCUCGGCUCGCCCGGGGGGCGCAGAGCAAAGCCGGGGCUUCCUUUGCAGGGCAUUCGUUUCAAACGAAUUUGGGAACGUCGGUGGCGGGUCCGUAAAGCCCCCCUGCGCCAGUCUCCCUCCCCCCCGAGCAGAAUUAACACUCGGCCGCUCAACGCCUUGCCGCUGGCCGAUUCCUGCGGGAUUCAACCCGUGCUUGUUUGGAAACGAUUGCGUCCCGCUCUCCGCGCUUCCCGCUCAGCCGCAGCGGAGGAUGGGGCGCAGCUGGGGCCGCAGCGGACGGCCGCGGGGUGGGAGAGAGGAUCUGCUUCAAAAAUGCUCCUCCGAACAGACACGGCGAGGGAAGCACAGAUCCCGUCUCCCACCCCCGGGAAGCACGGAUCCCCUCUCCCAUCCCCGACCUCUGUGCUUACUCCGGGCGACUUUCGGAAGGGAGAAUCCGGCGCCGUCCCGCUCCCCUCGGCGGCCGGGGCCGUAGCAAAAGACAAAAGAGCUGCAGAGAACCACAGCGGCGAAGGCUGAAUGGGAGCAGCUGUUCGCCCUAGCCGGAAAGGAGAUGUCAAAACCUGUUGCGUGGACGGAGCUCUGAGAAAAUCUCUUCUUAGCUCCCUAAAAUGUGAGUACGGACCCUACACGCAAGCCCCUCCGCAGGCGCUUUCACUUCGGGCGGCGGUGGCCGGGCGGCGUGUGUCGCCGCUUCCCAGAGCGUCUGCAAAUUAGGGACAGCUGGAUCCCAAUGCUCUGUAACUGCUUUUAACUUUGGGGCAAGAAAAUUCUUCCUAUUAGUGCUAGAAGAGGGAGCAGAUACCGGCUGCUGAGCCCCGGCACGGGGCGAGUCAAGUUGCGAGGGAAUCAAACGAUCAGGCGAGGAGCUUUUCUGGCAUGUGCAAAAGAGCUCGUUCACUGCAGUUAUAUUUCAGAGCAAGAAGCAAUCGCCUGGUAACAUUUGCCCCCCGUCCGACGGGAACAUUUUGAGGGGUGUCUCCGUGCAGCCGCAGCCAAAGGCUUUUCUGGGCUGCCCCAAACUUGCUCCCGGCCCCGCUGUGCCCGGCGCAGGAGCCCCGGGUUCAUCCCGGUGCCGGCCAGGGAAGCGGUGUGACUGACCCCAGGACACCCUCAGCAGAGGUCUGGCCCCUCCGGGAAGUCGUUGCCGAGCACCAGGCAGCGUGCGGGACCGGCAGUGUCAGCGCAAGUGGCUGUGAAAUAGGAGGAAAAUAAAAAAGUCGUUUUUUUUUCUCUCGUAACGCUCCCGUUAUUAACCAGGACGAGGACUUGCUGAGGGAAGGGGGGGCUGAACGUGUCGCUUCCUGGGAACUUUUAAUUGCACGUUACUGCCUUGUGUCCAUAAAUGAGUGCCAGGACAACGCUGCGGUUAUCUGAGAAUCUCCCUCUCGGCGGUGUCUCCACCGUCUCCUUCGAGACAGCAGCCUGCACGGGAGGCUGCGGGCCCGCACCUCUUCCAUGACACACAGAAACGGAGCCUCCCAGCCUCCUGCCUGCAGCCUGCCCCGCGGCCCCCCGACUGCGGCCCCUGUGCCCCCCUCCCAUGCCCUGCAGCUUAUAUCCCUUUUACACAGGCGUAAACGCCUCCGGCUGUGCCUGGGGGGCACCGGGGGAAGCAGGAGGCAGAGCGGUGGCUGUGGCGAUGGCAAGCCCCCACGACACGCAGGACACUCACGAUCCUGCCGUCGGCCUCAGCUCCCUGCGUGGGGACGGAGGGAGGGAGACGGAGGGUGUCGGUGGGACGCUUUUCUCGGCCCUGGUAGCAAGCAAAUGGCCAACCCGGCAAUCCUCAUGUCUUGCCCACAUGUGCCCACUACCGUGGCAGGGGCUGUAGGGAGAGCAAGCGACAAACAACUCCAAGUUUUCGUUUAUUUCAUUUUUUUUUUCUUUUUUCUUUUUGGGGUGGGGGUGGGGGUAGAAGGCGAACACAGUAUGCCUGCCCUUUAAAACCAGACGACUGACGUGGACGAAACCCUCCAGCAGUUAACCUGCUCUUCCUGUUAUCUUUUUUAUAAAUCGUAAAGACCCUUGCCAGGAUCCCAGGCCUGCGUGUCCUGUCCGUUCCCCAUCCUCUUUCGUGCCCCCCUUCCCGGGAACCCCAUCGCACACGUUUCGGGCCCCACGGCGGCAGUUUGCAGCCCCCCUCCCCACCCCUGUGCGCUUUAUUCCCGCGUGUAUUGAUUUCUGCGUUUUGUUUCAAAACAAAACGGGCUCUAGCCCAUCGCAGAUGGCACGUAGAGAGCCCGAGAUCCUGCCCCGACCGAAAAUGAAAACAUGACCGGGAUCACCGCGAAUAACGAAAUUAAGACAAACAACAAUAGCUUGUUGUUCCGUGAUUUGGGGCGAGAGGAAGAACUGGAAGCUUUUUGCAGCGAGCUGCGCGCUGUUCCUCGGGGGGAGCCGCCGAGGAUGCCAGCUAUGUAGCGGGUAACUCGAUUAUGCUAAGAGAGGGGCCGGGCGGGGCGGGGGCGCCGGGGUGCCCGGGCAGGGGGCCCCGAGCAGCGGCUGCGCAUUUUUCAGGAAGAUGGACGGCUUCGGAGGGCUGUCCGAGGGGGUCUCGAGGGAUCUUGAGGCUCCGUGCCCCUCUCUCAAGGCUCUGCAGCCUUCCGUGCUCCCCACAAACCCUACAGCCGCCCCCCCGCCGCCCCACUACCUUCUCAUGGCCCAUUCUCGAUCUCGGGAUCGGGGUUCAGGGUUUUCGCUUCCUUCACCCUCACCCCCAGCACCAACAUUGAUUUGGGGUUCUCCCCCCGUCCCACAGCCAGGCUCCUGUCCCGCGGCAGUGGGACACCCGUCGGGGGGCUGCCGGAGCCCAGCCAGCCCCCGCCCCGGUGUCGGCUGCGGGCUGCACCUCGGAUGCUCCGCGGCACGGGAGGACUGAGCGGAGAGCUUUACAGACAAGACAACAACAACAACAAAAGGCACAUAUGGUUAAAAUAAGGAGAGGGAGCUUUCCGCCUUAGGGGAUUGGCAAUAACUAGCCAGAAAUGCAGGGCACUGCGUCCAAAGUUCUGGUGGGCUUCUGCAGGAUUGACAACUUAAAUCACACUACAAGCAUCAAUUUGACAAUAUUUGUAAACUUCUUGUUUCCAGGGAUCUUCUUGAUCAGAGAUAGACCAGUGGAAGGUUGGCAGCAGCAUUUGGCAUGCAUGGAAGAAGUCUGGGAUCUGGGCCUUAUAGUCAUCGUAAAGAAGUGAGCUUCAGCUUCCAAGAGAAGAAAGUAAAGAGGUAUAAUUGGCUGAAUAAGAAACUGCACAUCUCUAUUGGAUCACUAAUCCAUGGCCAACUCCAAGACAGAAGUGUGCAAUGUAAAUGUAAAACACUAUAAUUAUUUUCAUGUAAUUAGAGAGCUUGUACUUUGCUUCACAUUCUCGAGAAAUUUGUCUAGGUGUUUCAAACUCAACUGACCAAAGCCUUUAUUUUUAUUCAGUAAUCUACCUGUCAGAGAAAUCUGAGACCAUGGAUGGACCCCAUUUCCAUCCUGUUAAAGAUGCUUUGUAUUUGUCAUCAUUAUCUGUGCAAUUUGUAUUUACGUAAAAAGUAAUAGGGGAAAUAUCCCAGGUGUACAAAAGUUAAUGGAAGGCACCCCAGCAGUGGUGAGCUCUGGACUGGGAUUCCGAAGAACUGGAAAGAGUAGGGGGAAAAAGGGGUUUUGGCAUGAAAGAACUAGUAGAAGGGGGCUUACAAGAGAAAAAGUUUGAAAUCUUCCAGUGAUGUUGAAGAACUUCCCUUGGGCAUCUCCCAGUUAGGCACCUGGCACACUGACUGACCAUUUAGGAUUAGCACAAAUCUUGACAAUAUUGCAAGAGUAAUAUUUUCAUGAGGAGGAACUGUUACAGAACUAUGCAAAGUCACUUUGGUCUUCAAUGUCAGGCAGGCAUCUUAGGAAGAUGAGUCACUUAAUUAUUAAUUACGACUCUUAAAAAAUGUUUCUAUUCCUUGGGGACGAGAUGAUGAACGUUUAUCUCUCUGACUAUGUCUCUUAGAGUAAUCUGAAAGCAUCAAAGAAAUGCAAGAUCUUGUUCCUGGUGUGUAUUUGCUUUGGGCUAGUCUUCCAGGACGCCAAAAGGUGUUGAGAUAUGGUUGAUAUUAUGCAACCUUCAACAGUAAAGCAGAUGUACACCGUUCUUCUUUCAAGAAGACUUAUUUUGAUCUCUGGAGACCCAUAAUGUGAUCCUCACUCAAUCAUUUUGAGCAGAAAGGGAACUUUUCCAAGGCACUGUAGAAGCAGCAAUGUUUAGAUGAUCAUUAUAUGUAGAGUUUGAUGAAGCAGGCACUUUUCCUGCCAUAUGUUAAAUAAACAACUUGUUACUGUGUACUGUGUGGUGAUGCAGGUUGAUACUCUGCUGCUGAAUAAUAUGAUGUCAUGUUAAGACUUCAACUAUUUCCUUAUAUAGUCCUCAAGAAAUAGGAUUUUUUUGCCUACAUCUGAAAAUUCACAGGCAAAUAUGCAACUGAUCAAAUCUUGCACAGAUGCUAACACCCAGAUGCGUGUGUUUCUGUGUGGAAGUAAUCUACAGCUAGCAGAACUCUUGGAUAGAGAAAUCCAGUAAAAAUACAGAUUAGGCACACAUAAGUUAGAUAUGCCUAACUAGUGUGCCAAGAAUUUAUAGUUUUAUGAAAUCUGUAUUAUGUACAGAUCUCUCAAUAUUUUCUUCUAAAAAGUUUUCAUUAGUGUACAAAAGGGAGGAUAUGGAUUUCUGUAAUAAUCAGAAGAACCAUCUUAUUUCAUGUACAGCAAACCAAAAUAACCGCAUGACCUUGGUUCCUUGGCCUCCCUGUCUGUCCAAACUUCUAUUAGAAGUUAGCACUUGAGUAAUCCUAUCUUUUAAUAACAAUCUAUACAAUAAAACCACGCAAUUUAAAAAUAAUAAUGAAUAGUAAGUUGCAUGCUGGGUGAAACUUUUUGAGUGAGACUGUCCAAUAUUUCCUGUGCUCAAAUGCUUAGAUUCAUAACAGAUACAGGAAGAAAAUGCAAAUACAGAUAUGUGUUUUCUUUUUUAAGUGAGAAAAUACAUACAUGUGAGUAGACUCUUGUCUUGUUCAGCUUGAUACACCUAAUAUCCUCAGUAAAUUAAGAGGAACAUGAACAUUAAAAUGAGGGAACAACAGAAGAUAUCAGAGCAAAUUCAGAGCUGAAACUCAGGGUUAAUACUUGCAGGAAUUCAAGCCAUCAUUCCUUACAAAACUUCCAUUUAACUUAUCAGCCAGGGGAAAGAAAAGGAAGAAUUUCUUAGUGUAUGCCUAUGGAUGUUGUAUGCAUAUAUACAUUAAAUAUACAUAUGCACAAACACAUACAUAUGGACUUUACUCAAACUUUUUAUAAAUAAGGCCUAGUCUUUGCAUCUUCUCAUUACAUUAAUGGGAUUUUUGCUAAGUAAGGGUUAUGAAUAUGGUUGUAUCAGAUAUAUUUCUUUGACAAACAAUGAAACAUGCAGUAGAGUUUACAAAACACAUUCUUUUGUUGUGGAGCCAGCAAACAGGUACUGGAGGAAGGUGUCUGUUAAUACAUAACUUGUUCUUUAUCUUUGUGUAAAGUAUAUAUAUAUAUAUAAAUUGUCAACUGGUUUAUUGAAUGGUUUGGUAGAAAGGUAUGUAAAUGCAGAUUGGAUUUUCUACAAUACCUUCACUGAGGGCUCAGAUGAGUUUGGGUGAUAGACCAAAGCAAUAUGAUCACCUGAACUGAUUUCUUGUUAGAGAAAGGCAACCUUGCUCAUGAAAUCCCCCUUUGCUUGCUUUACUCCAACACUGUGUAUUUUUCAUGCACAGAUGUAUCUUCUGACUGCGGUUCAACCUCAGAAACAAAAAGGAGCAAAGGAAAGCUGACAAGUCCAUUUGCUUUAUGUGACUUCCCAUUUCAGUCACACAAGAAAAGGCCUUGCCUUUUUAACCUGGGCAGCUGAUGCCUGGAUUUUCUCUUCAUAUGUAUUCUCUAAAACUAAACUGUGGACUCGAGAGGAAACAAGCUUAAUAUACCAUGUGCUUCCUAUUUGUUGAAGGUAUCAGUGCUAGAGCUCCCUUGGCAUGCUAAAAUGUGAACAUUUUUACAGUGUAACAGAUUAUGGAAGCUGCUCUUGAUAAAUUCCAGUAACAGCAUUUUACACUCCACGUGCUCCUUUCUGUGAAUGACAGAUUGCCAUAUUAGGUCUCUAAAGAAGUUCCUGACAAGGGUGAUUCAGCACAUGAAGAAAGUCGACCAUGUGUCUAGCUCAGAGUCUCUAUAAUCCUUAAUAUAUUUACUCGGGACUGCAAUGUUGUUCUCUCCAGUGUACCAGAGCGAAGAGAAAACUGUUCAGCAUGAGACACUCCUUCACACCACUAGGUCCUCCGCUGAAAUAAAUCUAAAAACAAGCAUAUGAAUGUAUUAUCUCUCCUCUGCCCCUGAUUGGUCCUAAAACUCUAUGAAAAAGAUAAAGUUCACUGCAUUUUUUACUUUUGGCUGGGCAGUAGGGACCAUGGGAGAUAGGCUUGGGUAGAUGAUGUGCUUGGUGGGAAGAAGGUUCUAGAGAUUAAGCAACCUGCCUAGUAACUACUGGAAACCUUUAAGUUGUAAAUAGAACAAGCAGGGCAAUGUAUCAACUGAUGCUGUAUUCUGAAGGUGGUUUUAGUAAAAGUCAGUUCAAAACCUUGUCCAGUAGGAUUCUGCCAGGCAUGGAAGUCACUGCUGGUUUUCAGUGGAUAUUCAGUUUAUUUUUCAAUGGAUAUUCAGUGGAACUGAUAGGAACAAAGUUUGAAGACAUAAAUAUAUAAUUGUUUGUGAUUGACUAAAUAGUGAAAACGUGUAUCAUUAGCUGUUAAGUGCUCUCUAAAUACAGCACAUAGAUUUAGUUGUAAAUACUGGAAACAUUGUGCCUGAUUUAGAAACAUUAAGAAUAACCCAAGCAUUUCUCAAAUGCCCAUUUAUAACUUUGCUCACAUCUCUGUUUUGUGGUUUAUUUUUCAUCAUUCAAGGUGAACGCAUGAGAUUCCAUUUCAAGUUUUAACUUAAUAGCUUCACUUAAGAAAAAGGAGAAAAAGAAUGUUAUAUGAAUUAAAUGUCACAUAUGAUUUGGCAAAUCACUUUCAGGAAUUCCAUAAGGAAGAGCAGGAAAAAAAAAAACACAGUUGCAAAGUUAGAAGCAACAAUGAAUAGUGCCGUUACCAUCUAAAAGCACACACUUUUCAGUCAGACUUGGCUGGUGAAAUGUAGAAGCUUAAUGUGGAUUACACUUUUUAAAUCUUUCAACAUCAAAAAAUAGAAGAGAUGUAGUAUGUUUUUAUUUCAGAGUACUUUGCAUGCAAUCUCAAGAUAAAUGGUAGAGACUGAUUGUUUUUGUGCCCGUGCCAAACAUUGUCAUUAGGUAUUGCUGUUUUGUUUCAUCAGCCAGAUGAACUUACACAGGGACAUCGAUCAGGUACCUACAUUUAAAAGAACACACUGUCAAAUUAGUGGAUAGAAAGAGCACAUUAGGAGAGAGAAAUUAUCUGGUGAAAGAUUUAAAGACUGACUCACUUGUGUUUUGUUUCAUUAAAUGUGGGGUAGUCCCCUUUCAUUUUCCAUUUAGCACAAACAUUCGCAGACUCCAUUAAAAUAUCAGUUUUGUAACAAACUAGCUGGCUCAGGACACACAUAAGCCUCCUUGCAAAAAGCACAGUUCCCCUUCUUACAGAUUCUAGAUGACUUUAAAAUCUGGGGCCCCGAGCUGGACAACCCCACUGGCUGUCUUGGAGUUCACCUGUAUACUCCUGUAGUUCACAGUGCUGCAAAGCCACCCGAUGUGCUGCAGGGGGCUGAUGGCUGCUUCUCCAAAGGGUUGGUAUGAGGAGGGGGUGCACAGCCCUUGAAAGGACACAGAAUAUGUUCUAGGACAACACACAUGCAUGCACAAAAGUAGGAAAACUGUCUAGCUAUUGUUUUCCCUUCUUUCCUCUGAGAUGCUCUUGGAACAUAAUCUUGAUUCUCAUACUUAGGGUCAAGGGAGCAACUUGUGGUUAUAAUGGAGGGGUGAAUAGCAGGUUGGAGAGUAGGGGCACACAGGAGUUAGGGCAGAUCCAAAGUAGUAGAGGAAAGAAGAACAGGGAUUAAAAAAAAUCAGAACAUAUAACUGUCAGUAUUUAAUCUUUAUUUUGGUAACACUGGAUAAUGUUGAUAUUUGUGUUGGCUAAAAGCCCUUGUUCUUCAAAAGAGUUUUUCAAAGACAAACAAAAAAUCCCUAAGCUACUUGUAUUCUGUGUCUUUUAAGCCUUUGUCUUAGUGGCAAUUAGUGUCUUUUUAUCAAACACUUUUUUUUUUUUUUUUUUUUGUUAUAUACAGUUAUUUCUAGACAGAAAAUAAUUUCACUUUAUCUUUGAUAAUUUUAUGACUAUCUGUUUUUUUCUGCAUAUGCAUUUAUACAUAUGUCCAGAACCCAGUGGAUCCUGGAGCCCACCUCCAUCCUGCACACAAGACCAGGCCACUGCAGGCUCAGGCAAGAACUACACAACUCAGGCACCUCUGUGCAUUGUCAUCUUGGUGGCAAGUGCUGAAAGGCUCUUACUUGUUCUUGUGAGAAUCCCCCAAGGCACAGUGUGUUGGAAGAAGCAUUUAGCUGUAAAUAGGGUAUUUCCCCACAUGUGCAUGCCUGUUUGCUGCUGUCUGAGUAGCCAGACAUAAUUGCUUUGUUGCAAAGCCAUAGUCAAGGAGCACAACAAAUCAUUAAGUGCUUCUGUUGCACCCCAAAGCUUGGUAGUACCCAGACAGUUGCCUCCCCAAAGCCAGACUUUAUGGCUCAAACACACACGUUGUACAGAAAGUGCUCUGUAUAAACUGUCAGCUUUGAAACCAAACACUUCCACACCUAGCCUACACUGUAAAUCAACCUUUGGUGCUACUUUCCAGUCAGCUCCAUUACACAAGUAGUUUGAUUUAAUUCAAAUGUUUUAUGGCAGUGAUGUAUUUUAGCUAAAAUGGUAUAUUUGCAUGGAGUGAGGGAUAAAACAGGACAUUUUUAUUCAUGAAGUGAAAGGCUACAAGAUGGUAAGAGACAGGUAUAGGAGUGCAGGUGCAGUACCAAAUCCCUACCUGGCUGUCUCAGUACGUGCGCUUGGUGUCUCGAUUCCCUCAUGUUCAGCUCUGCAGCAGCCCCACAAUGUAUCAGAACUUCCUUUGAAGGCUUUAACUUUUCAUAUAUAUAAAAAAAACACAUUUCCAUUAAUGUAUGCAAAAUUUUGUGCUAGGUCUUCUGAGAGUGAAAAGAGCCAGCACCCAAGCCUACUGUACCAUCCUUGUUUCCCAGAAAUAAUAAUUCACCAUUAAAAUUAUUAAAGAGUAAAUGGCUAAGAUGCAUAAGUUCAAAAUUGAAGUAUUUCCUUUGAUUGUUUAAAAAUCUUUGCUUUAAUUGGAGUCACAUAUAUUUUUUUCCUUUUACAAUUUUGAAUGCUGCAUCUUACCAUAUGUGAAAUGUUUCUUAAAGGUGUCAAAGUGACUUGUCAUGGGUUUGGAAUGAGAACUAAAUUAAAUGUCCAUACUGCAGCAUACUUAUAUAAAUAAUGAGAUAUUCCAGUAUAAACCAUUCAUUUGGCAGUCAUUUCUACAUCAGCAACUACUAAGUGCUAUAGAAUUCCUGCCUAACUGACACAUGCAAAGAAAAUCAGGAAGGAAAAUGUGUGUGUAUGUGUGUAUUUUAUAGAAAAAGACAGCCUCUUGUAUUCCAUUGCCAUGAAAGUAUUUCUAACGUUUUUGGAAAUAGUGCAAGAGGUUUAAGAAAAAUCUCUGGAUUCACAGCAGAAUGCUGGAGCAUUCAACUGCCUCAAACCGCACUCCAAAAUUUGUUUCCAUAAUUUAGAAACAGAGAGGGUGGAAAUGGUUAACAAAGUCAUUAAUGAGUGCCUAGAGUGAUUUAUUAUGGGUGAUAUAGUUUCUUUGCUUUUAAGAAAAAUAUAUUAUAUAAAAAUUCUUCAUAAAAUAAGAAUUCUUUCCUAUUGAAUAUUGCACAGAAUUUGCUUUAUUAGUGUAUUAUAUCACCACAUUGCCAGGUCUGGUAUUUCUCAUACAAAUGAUGUUUCAAAGUGCUAGCAAAGCUUGUGAAGUGCAGUGCAAACCAUGUUAGGAAUAAAGCUCAUACAGAAAGACAACAGUAGCAAAGAUUCUUUUUGCUGGGGUUCUGGAGAUAGUUAACACUGUAGGACCCUUUUAUUUUUCACAAGCUGCACAAGCUCGUGUCACUCUAGACUAACAAUAACCAAAACUUGAUACUGGAUAUUUAGAACCAAUCUUUCUAACAGCCUGACUGCUUUAGGGCAGUUUUUAGGUUCCAAGUCUUUCUCAUGUGGAGAUACAUGCAAACAUAAUUUGAAAGAACUGGUGGUCAGUGAACCUGGUUGUGUCUCAAGAAGCACCAGGUAUCUGCUAAAAUAGCAUCCAGAUUUGUUGGCAGCAGGUCUAGGGACUGAUUCUGUACCUAUUGAAGGGAGUGUUCCAGGUUCCCAGUCUGCCGGAGGCGUACAGUCUGGCCCAAAGUGACCAUGGACCUUUCUUAGUAGCGGGGUUUGAUGGGUUUAAGUCUGUAACAUGAUGGUUGGGAUGUGACAGGGAACUUUUGCUGGCACCAGACAUGGAGUAGCUGUCUAUCUGUCCUUAUAUUUGCACAUGAUUCAUCUUCAAAAACUUCCAUCAAUGCUUUGAAUGAUCCCUGAAAUCUCUCAGGAUUAAGAAAUUAAAAAACCCAAACUAUUCCAAUAUUUGUAUAUGCUGUGGUGACUUAAAAGAUUAAUAUCAUUUGGCAAAUGAUGGUGUCAAAGUUCAUAAAUGUAGCUAAUGGGUAUUCAGCAUGUAGCUUUUCAAAGGCUGCUCCAUGUUAAUACAGAAGUGUUUCUAAGUAAUUUAUGGGCACAAUACUGUUAACUUCAAAACUAUAGUCAGUUAUGUGAAAUCACAAACUUUCAACAAAUAACUUGAUCUAGCGUCAAUCUUCAUUUAAUCAUGCAAAAUAAGACUGUUUUACAUUUUUGUUGCAACCAAUUGCUGAAGCUUACAGGCAGAAAGCAAAAUUGUGCUACACCCUUUACAACCCCAUUCUCAGUCUGUCAUGAAGAUAAAAAGUCUGUCUUUCUGUGGUGGAGUAUGAGGAACAGCAGAGCCCCAGCAAGGGUAAUGGUGUGCCUCCUCCACCCACCCAUGAUCUGGGUUACACCUAUAGCGUACAGAAGUACAUGAUGGCAAUGAACUUCCUUAGCAAAAUAUAUGUCUGUCCUGUAAUACAAUAUUUUUAAAGGUGUUUAGGCACCUUAUUCUGUGUAACGGUAUACAGGAAAUUUAGGCUUCCCAAGAUGAGUCUAAAACAUUAGUUACUGUUUCUUGCAGCCACGUUGUUAGCCAGGCACCCCAGACUAUUUGAGAGACUAAGAACAUGGAAUUUGACUAGUUGUUAAUCUGUACUCUAGAGGUAUAUUGGAAAAGCAAAUAUUCACUUCUUACAUGCUCUUCAACACCCUUCCAAUAACAGCAGGACUUUUUUCCUUCCAUCUGCUGGGGAUAAUUUACUGACAGCUUAUUGCUCACUUGGCCAUGGGUUGUGUAGAUUUCAUUAAUUAAACAUCUAUGUCUGUAAAGAUUUUAAACUUGUAUGAAGCAACAAAAUUGCUCUGAGCUUUUUGCUUAAAAUCCUCUCUGACAAGCAGUCUCACUAAGUAUUUCCUGAGCUAAACUCUGCUCUUCUGGCUUAAGAAUAUGUAUCAAUAACUCAGGGGUACAAACGUGCCAAGGGGUUGCAAUUAUCCUCAAAACAAACACUGAAAAAAAAAAAA